Messenger RNA from Hibiscus syriacus, 3462 nucleotides. Its product is annotated as probable UDP-N-acetylglucosamine--peptide N-acetylglucosaminyltransferase SPINDLY. The transcript is spliced from 19 exons. NCBI's taxonomy places the organism in Eukaryota, Viridiplantae, Streptophyta, Magnoliopsida, Malvales, Malvaceae. The record is from RefSeq and is a predicted model, not a curated record. Gene Ontology annotation, molecular function: protein binding. Bases 374 to 3172 code for a protein of 932 amino acids.
AUUAGCAUGGGCUCGCCCUCCGUGUUUGGGAGACAUCGAAAACACCAUUCAGCGCCAACGCCACUUCUCUUCCACUAUUCUGUUUGUCUGAAAAAAGAGAGGGUGCCCCGCCAUUAAAACUCCCAUUUUAUUUUUACCAACAUUUGAAUACACCAUGAACAGCACCCGCUUUUCUUAAUCUAAAGCUUGCCCUUUUCCCCCCUAAACUCGACUAACCCAGUCUUAUUCUCAAACUACACCACCUUUUCUCCCUUAUCCUACACCUAUCCUUACAUUUUUUUGAGUAGUUUCUGACAUUAGAUAUGCAGUUUUAGUUUGUGGGCAAAGUUUGGUUUCUUCAAACUUCAGAGUAAGCCUUACAAGGGUAUAUACAAUGCCAGCUGAAGUCUCACAUUACUGGUCUGAGAAUGAUGCGAAUGAGAGAGAGGGGGACCUGGCCGUAGAAAAUGGUUUCGUAAAAGAAUCACAGUCAUCUCCUUGUUCAAGUGUUUCGACAGCUGAUGCGAUUCCGGCUCAAAAGGCAUCUGAAGGGAAAGAUUCUCUUUCAUAUGCUAACAUUCUUCGUUCAAGGAACAAGUUUGCUGAUGCUCUUUCCCUAUAUAACCGCGUCUUGGAGAAGGAUAGUGGGUGUGUUGAAGCCUAUAUUGGAAAAGGGAUAUGCCUGCAGAUGCAGAACAUGGGAAGGGCUGCCUUCGAGAGCUUUACAGAAGCCAUUAAGUUGGACCCUCAGAAUGCUUGUGCUCUCACUCACUGCGGUAUACUGUACAACUAUGAAGGUCGUUUGGUAGAAGCAGCUGAGUCUUAUCAAAAAGCUUUGAGUGCAGACCCUUCAUACAAACCGGCUGCAGAAUGCCUGGCCAUUGUUCUAACUGAUCUUGGAACUAGCUUAAAGCUUGCUGGCAAUACACAGGAGGGAAUUCAGAAGUAUUAUGAAGCUCUUAAAAUAGAUCCACACUAUGCUCCUGCGUACUAUAACCUUGGUGUCGUCUACUCUGAGAUGAUGCAAUACGACACGACCCUUAGUUGCUAUGAGAAGGCUGCACUAGAGAGACCUAUGUAUGCUGAAGCAUAUUGCAACAUGGGUGUCAUUUAUAAAAUCCGUGGUGACUUGGAAUCUGUCAUUGCCUGUUAUGAGAGAUGUCUAGCUGUAUCCCCUAACUUCGAGAUUGCAAAAAAUAAUAUGGCAAUUGCCUUGACAGAUUUGGGAACAAAGGUUAAGUUGGAAGGAGACAUUAACCAAGGUGUGGCAUAUUACAAGAAGGCAUUAUCUUAUAAUUGGCACUAUGCAGAUGCCAUGUAUAAUCUCGGGGUCGCUUAUGGUGAAAUGCUGAAGUUCAAUAUGGCAGUUGUCUACUAUGAACUUGCUUUCCACUUCAACCCCCAUUGUGCAGAAGAAUGCAACAAUUUAGGAGUAAUAUACAAAGAUAGAGACAACCUUGAUAAAGCUGUAGAGUGUUAUCAGUUGGCUUUGUCGAUCAAACCAAACUUCUCUCAGUCAUUGAACAAUCUUGGUGUUGUCUACACAGUUCAGGGUAAAAUGGAUGCUGCUGCUAGCAUGAUCGAGAAAGCUAUCAUUGCUUGUCCCACCUAUGCCGAAGCAUAUAAUAAUUUAGGGGUUCUCUACAGAGAUGCUGGCAAUAUAUCCAUGGCUAUUACAGCUUAUGAGCAAUGCCUUAAGAUAGAUCCUGAUUCUCGUAAUGCAGGACAGAACCGGCUGCUGGCAAUGAACUACAUAAAUGAAGGAGAUGAUAAACUUUUUGACGCUCACAGGGACUGGGGAAGGCGAUUUAUGAGGUUAUAUCCGCAGUACAAUUCAUGGGACAAGCCAAAAGAUCCGGAACGACCUCUUGUGAUUGGAUAUAUUUCUUCAGAUUAUUUCACUCAUUCCGUGUCUUAUUUCAUUGAAGGCCCUCUUAUUUAUCAUGACUAUGGGAACUAUCAGGUGGUUGUUUAUUCUGCGGUAGUGAAGGCUGAUGCAAAAACUAUUAGAUUUAGGGAAAGGGUCAUGAAAAAGGGUGGGUUAUGGAGAGAUAUUUAUGGUGUUGAUGAAAAGAAGGUUGCAAGUAUGGUUAGAGAGGACAAAAUUGACAUCUUGGUAGAGCUUACUGGUCAUACAGCCAACAACAAGUUGGGAACAAUGGCAUGUCGACCCGCACCAGUUCAGGUAACUUGGAUUGGCUAUCCCAAUACUACUGGUUUGCCUACCAUCGAUUAUCGAAUAACCGAUUCGUUUGCAGAUCCUCCUGAUACAAAGCAGAAGCAUGUUGAAGAGUUAGUUCGACUUCCAGAAUGCUUCCUUUGUUAUACUCCUUCCCUCGAGGCCGGACGUGUUUCACCGACUCCUGCUCUUGCCAAUGGGUUCAUUACAUUUGGCAGCUUUAAUAAUCUGGCAAAGAUAACACCCAAGGUUUUACGAGUAUGGGCGAGGAUAUUAUGUGCUGUUCCAAACUCCCGUCUCGUGGUAAAAUGCAAGCCAUUUUGUUGUGACAGUGUUCGGCAGAAAUUUCUCACAACAUUAGAGCAGUUGGGCUUAGAAUCACUCCGUGUCGAUCUUCUACCUCUAAUUCUUCUUAACCAUGAUCAUAUGCAAGCUUAUUCUCUUAUGGACAUCAGUUUGGACACCUUUCCAUAUGCCGGAAUGGCGACAACAUGUGAAUUUCUAUACAUGGGAGUCCCAUGUGUUACCAUGGCCGGUUCAGUACAUGCUCACAAUGUUGGUGUUAGUAUUCUCAGCAAAGUUGGGUUGCAACAUCUGAUAGCCAAAAAUGAAGAUGAAUACGUCCAGUUGGCACUACAACUAGCAUCAGACGUCACUGCCCUCCAGGACCUGAGAAUGAGUCUUCGAGACCUUAUGUCUAAAUCACCUAUCUGCGACGGACAAAACUUUAUCAGCGGUUUGGAGGCAACAUAUCGAAACAUGUGGUGCAGGUAUUGUAAGGGUGAUGUCCCAUCUUUACGGUAUAUGGAAAUGUUAGAAAAACAAGAUGCAGCGGACGGGUUAGCUGUCAAAACUGUUGAACCGGAAAAAGUCACAAUCUCAACGGACACCUCCCCUGGAGCGGUCAAGUCUAACGGAUUUAAUCAGGUCCCCUUACCUACUUUGAAUCUUACUACUUCUGAAGAGAACGGGAAUCUAUUGCACCAGGCUACAAAUCCAGGCAAGCUGAGCUGACAUCUAAAUUUCCGAUGCAUCGGUAGCACUUUCGGCGCUUUGUUGAACUCAGAAUCGAAUUCAUUAUGAUUUGCAACGUCGUAUUGCCUUCAAUAGUAUUUGUAUUUUAUAAUGAGAAAGACUGCCUGUGGAAGUCUGAAGUAUCGAUUGGGAAAAGAUGAUGCUACAACUAUCGAAUAUAGAUGCCCGAAUAUGUUUUGUAUUUUUUACGUCCCCGACUAGAGGGACUAUAGAAAUUCGGCCCUGGCUUCAUAUUACGAGGACAAUUAUUGUUUUGCUUAAGCAUUGCA